UCUGAAGCAAACAGCGACUAGUUGAAAAUUAGCGUAGGACGUGAAAUUGGCGCCGGCGCCGUCUCCAGUUGCACAACAGCUUUCGGAAAGAGGAAAGAAAGAGACGCCGAUAUGUCUAAAAAUCGCGAAAUGUGUUAGUGGGAGGGGAUGAAUUUCCACCUCUCUACAUUCGCAGUUUCACCCAAGAUUCGGUUUGGGACGUGCGCGCGAAUUCCGCCUCGAAAUCGAUUAAUUGCAGUUGUGUCGCGAUCGAUUUUUCCUGGAGCCGGUGCCCGAGGAUGCGUCCGUAGACGGCGCCGAGAAGAAGACACCCAGGUGCGGCGCGACCCACCCUUGUGCUUCUGCGACACCGCCAUGUCGAGCUAUAAGAGAAGAGCUUUGGCGAGGAGCCUGUAGGCGCUUCCGGACCCGGGGCCCUUCUGCGAACGAUGAGAGGCCUCCGCCCCCGCGGGGACGUCGUCGCGGUGCUGAUCGUGGGAUGCCUGGUCGGAAGCGCGCAAUGCACGGACGCUACGUCGCACCCCGUCAUAACGGCCCCUCCUCACCGAGGCGCCGCCCGCCAAAUGUACGGUUCUGGGUCGCUGCGGCCCCCAGGAACCAAACCCAUCUACGCCACUGGCCAGAGACAGCACGGCGUUAGGACCACAGUGAGUCCCGAGCAAAUCAACCAAAGACGAAUAUUCGUGCCACACCAGGCGUACCCGGUGGUACCUUAUUCCAUCCCCAUGCGCGAGAUCGACCGGUACCCUUCCGGCUACCCCAUUUUCUACCACCCGGAUAUGUCCCGAAUACCGUCUUCGCCCAACAUGGACCGCCCAUCCAACCGCGGGAUGUACGGCGGACGGAUCGAGUACCCAGACGGGCGCCCCAACAGAGGGCUCGGUAUAGUCCGGUCGAGAUACCCGUUCGACUUCGGGUUCAUCACGGGCAAAGGGUUCGAGAAGAUGCCCCCGGAUAUGGGGUCAAGGCGCUUGGGCCGGCUGCCUCCGAAAAACGGGAUCCUGGGGAAGGGUAGUCCCGAUCUCCACUUGAAGUUCCCAGAGGAAGAGGAGGAAAAGCCGAUGGAGGAGACGCACGGGCAUCCGUGCGGCGGCGACUGCGACGUGGGGGAGUACUUGUGUGUGAGGAGUUGUACUUGCAUUAACGAGAAGUACAGAUGUGAUGGACAAGACGACUGCGAAGGUGACGAAGAUGAGUUGGAGUGUGGGGAGAUUGAGGCGCAACGAAACGUGAAGUGUGACAGUAGUGAGAAUUUUAUUCGAUGUCCGGGGUCCGGAAAGUGCAUUUUGAACGAAUGGUUGUGCGAUGGGGACGACGACUGUGGAGACUUUUCGGACGAAACUCAUUGCGGUUUCGCCGUAAACUGCAGCGUGGACCAGUUCGAGUGUGCCAACGGCCUAUGCAUACCCAAGACCUGGUUAUGUGACAACGACAACGACUGCAAGGACUUCUCCGACGAAUUGAACUGCACCAAAACGGGAUGCUCGGAGGACGAGUUCGAGUGUAGCGACGAGUCGUGCAUUUCUCUGAGCUGGAAAUGCGACCGGCAGGAGGACUGCUCGGACGGGUCGGACGAGAGCGACUGCGACAUCACCCCGCCCUACUGCAACGAAGGCGAGUUCCAGUGCGCCUCCAAGAAGUGCAUCAAACUCACCUUCAAAUGCGACGGGGACAACGACUGCGACGACUGGAGCGACGAAGACGACUGCGAAAAAGCCCCCGGGAACUGCGUGAGCGGCGAAUUCAAAUGCAACAGCGGCAAGUGCAUCCCCGACCGAUACAGGUGUGACAAGCAACACGAUUGCGAACAGAACGAAGACGAAGCCAACUGCGACUACUCGGCAGCCAGGUCGUGCUCGCCCGACGAGCACACUUGCAGUAACGGCGCCUGCAUCCUGAAAACGUGGGUCUGUGACGGGUACAACGACUGUCCGCAAGGCGAAGACGAGUCCAAGUGCGAGAUAGUUUGCGAUGAGUCCAAGUUUCCGUGCAGCGGUCCGGGUCCUAACGACAACACGACGGAGUUUUGUAUCACGAAGAAGCAUGUUUGUGAUGGGAAGAAGGAUUGUCCGAAGGGGGAAGACGAGAGUGAGUGUCCGAGUAAGAGGGAGUGUGAGAAGAAUACGAAGUGUGCGCAGAGGUGCGUCACGUUGGCAGAUGGCGAAAAAGGGUGUUCGUGUUUCCCGGGGUAUAAGCUGUCGGGGGAUGGAUACACGUGCGAAGACAUUAAUGAAUGUUUGUAUGCGACAGACCCGGUGUGUUCGCAAACGUGUAAUAACACAGCCGGAAGUUUCCGGUGUGGGUGUAUGACAGGGUAUGUCCUUCGACCCGAUUUGAGAACGUGUAAGGCCCUAGGGGCUCCACCUACUCUUCUUUUUGCCAACAGAAUUGACAUCCGUCAGGUUUCGUUGAGCAACUCCAAAUACACUGCCAUUUUGAAAGGUCUUCACAACGCAAUUGCGUUGGACUACCACUACAACAAAAAUUUUAUCUUCUGGUCGGAUGUCUCCAUGGACGUGAUCAGGAGGGCGACCCUCAACGGCUCCGAUAUCACCGAUAUCAUAAAGUGGGGUCUGCAGUCCCCUGGAGGUGUUGCCUUAGAUUGGGUCCACGAUUUAAUCUUCUGGACGGAUUCCGGCACCAGACGCAUCGAAGUGGCAACUUUGGAUGGCAAACAAAGAGCCAUCAUUGCCGGGAACGACAUUGAUAAACCUCGCGCUAUCACGGUCCACCCAGGUGAAGCCUUCGUCUUUUGGACCGAUUGGGGCCCUAACCCCAAAAUCGAAAGAGCUGAAAUGGAUGGCAGCAACCGAAAGAGCAUCAUCAACGAAUCUGUCUUUUGGCCGAACGGUCUCACCUUGGACUAUACAACCAAUAGGAUUUACUGGGCGGAUGCUAAACACAACGUCAUCGAAACCGCUCUUUUCGACGGGCGCGACCGCAGAAAAGUUAUCAGUAAAGGGUUGCCACACCCCUUCGCUCUCACUAUUUUUGAGGACGCGAUCUACUGGACUGACUGGCACACGAAGUCUAUUUCCACAGCGAAUAAAGCCACGGGGGCGGGGUUAAGAACAAUCCACUCGCAGUUACAUUUCCCCAUGGACAUUCAUAGUUACCAUCCACAAAGACAACCCAAAUACCAGAACAGAUGCGGGAAGAAUAAUGGAGGGUGUGCCCAUAUGUGUCUACCGAACAGGAAAUCCUUCACGUGUGUGUGUCGAAUGGGACAGAAGUUAAAAGCUGACAAAAAGUCGUGUCAAAAACCGGAGAAGUUGUUGCUUUUCGCACGGAAAAAGGACUUGAGGAUCAAGCAUUUGGAUAAUAAUGCGGUCCAUCAACACCAAAUGGUGAUACCAGUGGAUGGGGUUAAGUCGGCUGUAGCUAUUGCUUGGGAUUCAGAAACCGACUAUAUUUUCUGGACGGACGUGGAACGGGACACUAUCAAUCGGGCUCUUUGGAACGGGUCCAAUCAAGAAGUGAUAGUGAAUACCAAUAUUGUGUCCCCGGCUGGUUUGGCUCUGGAUUGGUUGACUAAUAAGAUUUAUUGGACGGACGCCGACGCGGCUAAGAUUGAAGUGGCUCAGACUGAUGGUAAGAUGCGCAGCCUUUUGGUUUGGGACAACUUGUACAAACCUAGGGACAUCGUCGUAGACCCUACUGGUGGUUUUAUGUAUUGGUCCGACUGGGCCGAUACCCCUAAGAUUGAACGAGCCGCCAUGGACGGGUCCAUGCGCGCCGUCAUCGUCAACAGCAACCUGACUUGGCCCAACGGCUUAGCCAUCGACCACAGCGCCGGUAAAAUCUACUGGGCCGACGGCGGUACCAAAGCCAUCGAGUGUUCCAAUUUCGACGGCACUAAACGCAAAGUCAUCAUCGAUGGCCCCGAGCUGCCGCACCCCUUCGGUUUAGACGUCUUCGGCAACUUCAUCUACUGGACCGACUGGCAAACCCUCAGCAUCGAACGCGCCAACAAACUCACCGGUUUAAACCGCACGGUCCUAGCUUCCGGGAUCACGGGCCUCAUGGACGUCCGAGUCUUCCACCGCAAUCGCAAAAUCACCAAGACCCCUUGCAGCACCAAAAACGGGGGCUGCACCCACCUUUGUCUCCUCAGACCCAAAAACAACCACACUUGUGCUUGUCCCACUGGUAUCAAGUUGGAGAAGGACGGCAAGACGUGCACCAACGGACCGAUCAAUUAUCUGAUACUGGCGCACAGGAACGUCAUCCGGCAGAUUUCUCUGGAUGUUCCUUACAUCUCGGAUGUGAUUUUGCCGCUUCCGCCGCUGAAGUUGGUGACUUCGGUGGACGUGGAUCGAAAAACGGGAGAGAUUUACUGGACGGAUAAAGCUGAGGAUGUGAUUCAGAAGAGCACGCCGGAUGGGAAAAAGGCGAAGUUGAUAAUCAUGCAUGAGCUGCAAACUCCGGAUGGGAUUGCGGUUGAUUCGACGGGUCGCAAGAUCUACUGGACGGAUGGGGAGAGGAAUAGUGUGGAAGUGGCGGAGUUGGAUGGCACCAAUCGGAAGGUUCUGUUUAGUACGAAUUUGGAUAACCCGCGUGCGAUUACCCUACACUACCACCAUGGUCUCGUGUUUUGGUCGGAUUGGGGUAAGAAGGCGAAAAUCGAAGUGGCGCAGAUGGACGGUAGUAAAAGAAAAGCGCUUAUCACUGAAAACUUGGUGUGGCCGAAUGGGUUAGCGAUAGAUCGACCCACGGAACGGUUGUAUUGGAACGACGGGAAGCUAAAUACUAUUGAAUCGAGUGACUUGAGAGGUAACGACCGAAAGGUGAUUAUCACGGAAGCGCCGCACCCAUAUGGGUUAGUAGUUGUGGGUAAUCACAUCUACUGGACGGACUGGCAAACCGAGGCUUUGCAUCGCGCCGAAAAGACUAAUGGUACUGACAGGACGAUCAUCCGGGACAAGCUAGACGGGUUGAUGGAUGUCCGCUCCGUUCAGAGUGACAAUAUUGCUGAAAACGCUUGCGGUAACAACAAUGGGGGUUGCUCUCAUCUGUGUUUGCGCAACUCCAAGGGUUUUAGUUGUGCGUGCCCUACUGGGGUACGUAUGUCGAAGACCAACCCGAAACAGUGCGAGAAGCAACCUUCCACGUACUUGUUACUAGCGACGCGGUUCGCCUUGAAUCGGAUCAGUUUAGACACUGAAGACUUAUGGGAUGUGACUCUACCCAUCGACGAUGUUAAUAAUGUCAUCGACGUGGACUUCCACUGGGAAAAGCGACUCAUCUAUUACACGGAUAUAGGCAACCACGUGAUUCAAAGCGUGAACAUGUACAACUUGUCAGACGUACGAAACGUGGUACGCGCCAACUUAUCUUCGCCAGACGGCAUAGCAAUCGACUGGGUUGCACACAACCUCUACUGGACCAACACCGGGAACAAAGUAAUCGAAGUUGCGAAAAUCGACGGCUCUCACCGGAAAACCAUUAUCAAGAAGGACCUCGAGGAUCCUCGUUCUAUUGCAGUUUUUCCCCGUAAGGGUUACUUGUUUUGGACUGACUGGGGGCACCCGAAAAUCGAACGUUCGUACUUGGAUGGUUCUUCCAGGAAGGUGCUAAUAAGCGACGAACUCAGCUUCCCUAUCGGUCUCACUAUCGACUACUUGGAGCGCCGACUUUACUGGAUCGACGCCAAACUCAACGCUGAGCGCAUCGAGACGUCGAAUCUCCACGGCACGAAUCGGAUCAUUCUCAAGAUCCAAGGCACCCAUCCCUUCUCUCUCACCCAGUUCGGCGACCAUAUCUACUGGACCGACUGGGUGCAAAAAUCCGUCUUCCGAGCCGAAAAGACCUCGGGGACUGACGCCGUCACCAUCAGGUCCCCGUUGGAAGCGGCCAUGGGGCUCACCAUGGUCAGUGCGAGCCGCCAGCUUGGCUGGAAUCCUUGCGCCGUCAACAACGGGGGUUGUCCCUAUUUGUGCUUCUUCAAACUGAAGAACUACACGUGUGGCUGCCCCAACGAGAACGUUAAGUGUGUGGAAGGUGAACCUAAAUCUCCAGUUCCGAAUAAGUGUCCAGCGGGGAACUACAAGUGCGACUAUGACGACGACGACGAUGAGGAUAUUUACAACCCGACGAACCUAAAAGACUUCGAGGAAACGCCCGAGCACUCGAUGGCCGACCACUCCCACAAGUUCUACAUUAUGACGCUGGUGCCCAUGCUGUGCAUCAUCCUGUUGUGUAUAAUCCUGGUGUUGUUCUUGCUGUUCAAGAAGGGGAAGAAGAAGUAUUUGUACGCGACUGGGAGGAGUUUCUCCAACCCCAACUACUACUCGGCGUCGGGGAACGAGCCGAACGUGUCCACGGCGAACGGGGACCGCAAGCAGUUCAUCUGGAAGCGGCUCAAGUACGACAAGUCGCAGGAGAAGGUUUACGAGGACACGGCCGGUACCAGCAGCCCCGAGAUCGCCAGCCUCAUCCCCACCAUCCUGACGCCGUGCAGCUCCAACUGCGAGACGGUCACCCCAGAGCUGGAGAGGUCCCCGUCAGUAACACCAUUGCACAAAGUCGAGAUGGUUCAAGCCGAUGCUUAAACGCACGUUGAAAAUAGUCACCUGUUUAAAGCUAAAAACGAAAAUAAACAAAAACUGCAUUCUUCUAUUGUAAAUAAUAAUUUAAAAGAAAAUUGUCAAAUUAAGGUGACUGACAAUAAAAUACGUUUAUAUAGCUAAUCUGGCUUCGGAUGCACAAGAAAUGUACACGUGCCAAAUUAGUGAAGAUUACAAGAAAUUUACUUGAUCAUUCCGGAGUAGGCGCAGAGACACAGUUUUCCUCCAGGCGCAGCGUGCCGUAAACAUCCCCCUUGAUUUUUUCUGAGAAAGUAAAUUCAUUGUGGUCUUUGAAAUUAUACAAAUUUUGUAUUUUUCUACAAUUGAAUUUCUUGGGUUUUUUUUAUAUGAUUCGCAAAUCCCUAAAAUAGAGAUAUUUUAUUAUAGCACGGUUAGAGAUACUAACGACGACGUUUCAUUUGUUAUUCAUACUAUGGAGAAUAUUGUAACUGUUAAAUUUUUAUCGUUUGUUAAUUACUUUCACAAGAAAAAGAAAAUUCCAUUUACUUUUUUAUAAAUAAUAUAUGAGUGUACUUAAAUAAUCCAAUAGAUGUUACAUAUCUCGUUAACAAAGGACAGUUUAAAAAUCAUUGUUUUCCGUUCGUGAAACAGUUUAUGUAAUUCAUAUCAUGUUACUCUGCAUCCAUCAUUUAAAACGUAAGGAAUCUCUCCCAAUACCCCCCUCAUCAAGUACUUAUGAAUAAAGUACUAUAGUAAUAUUUUUUUAUAAAUAGUACGUGGUGUUUUAUAAACUAAGACUGACUGAUAGAAAUUGUUACAAGUAAUCAAAACAAACUGUACUUAAACAUUUUGUCCCGACGACAGAAUGUUUAAUUAUAUUUUUUGUAUGAAGAACGGUAUGUUUGCGAGGAAGAAGAAAAAAUAUACAUAUUAUUUUAAUAAAAAAAGAAAUAUUCAUGCAGUUCGGUCGCAUUAUGGCUCAACGCGAUUUAACUCUAAUGAAUAUUUUGUGAUAGAGAAAAUUUAUAAAUAAGGUUGAAUUUUUGUAAAUGUAAUUUGUUAGUCGUAAUCACUAUGUAUAUAAGAAACUCAAAUUUAUCCCGAUAGUUUAUUUUCAAUUCCGAUCGUGACACACAUCAGUGUUAUAAACUGUAGGCGAAUCAUAAUAACCUGAACCAGCUCAAUUUACUAACGUUGAAGAUUCGUUGUUUUAUUUGCUAGAUACAAAUGUUUUCGUCAUGAUUGAAUAUACGUCUAUAAUUCUAUGUCAUAGAUACUACUCAAAAAUAUUAAUGAAUCAUCUGGUAGAUAUGAUUUACAUCCAUGUCUUAUCUGUAUAUGACAUAAUGAUAGUACUAUUUAUUAUUUAUGUUUAUGUAAAUCAUUCGAUCUAUAGAACUCAUGAAUCUUAUCGAGCCUCCGAUGAGAAACAUGAUAAUAAAUGAUGUAUUUUAAAUGUUUCAAA
Zophobas morio is the source of this 7992-nucleotide messenger RNA. It is a transcript of the gene Lrp4, whose product is annotated as low-density lipoprotein receptor-related protein 4. Gene Ontology annotation, molecular function: calcium ion binding; protein binding. The record is from RefSeq and is a predicted model, not a curated record. The transcript is spliced from 15 exons. NCBI's taxonomy places the organism in Eukaryota, Metazoa, Arthropoda, Insecta, Coleoptera, Tenebrionidae. The coding region runs from base 429 to 6551 and encodes 2040 amino acids.